UCGUCGCGUCGCGUCCCCCGUUUCGUCCUCUCCGCCGCCGCCUCCUCCUCCUCCUCCUCCGCGUCGUCCCCGUCCCCGCCGCUAGGGUUGCCGCGCCCCCACGUCGCCGCCGAGGAGGCGAAGCGAGAGAUUAGAUUGGAUUGGUGGACAGGGGGGAUCACGUUCGAUAGGUCGACAUGGAGGGGGCGCUGGUUCAGUCCGCGAUUGCUCCGACCAUAUAUAGGAGGAGCAGCACCGCACGGUUCCGUGUGCGUGCGAGGGCCACAAUGAUGCGUACCAUGCCAACCAGGACCCUUACUCUUGGGGGUUUCCAGGGCCUGCGGCAGACAAAUUUCCUGGACUCGAGGUCGGUGGUUAAACGUGAUUUUGGCGCUAUUGUAGCAAGCCAGAUUUCACGCCACCGGGGAUCUGCGUCAAGAGGAGUGGUCCGUGCCAUGUUUGAGCGCUUCACGGAGAAGGCAAUCAAGGUGAUUAUGCUUGCCCAGGAAGAAGCAAGACGCCUGGGCCACAAUUUUGUUGGAACAGAGCAAAUUCUGCUGGGCCUUAUUGGUGAGGGCACGGGAAUUGCAGCGAAGGUUCUUAAGUCUAUGGGCAUCAAUCUUAAGGAUGCCCGUGUGGAAGUUGAGAAGAUCAUUGGACGAGGCAGUGGGUUUGUGGCUGUUGAAAUCCCAUUCACACCUCGUGCAAAGCGUGUGUUGGAAUUAUCACUUGAAGAAGCUCGCCAGCUAGGGCAUAACUAUAUAGGAUCUGAGCACUUACUUCUGGGCCUACUUCGUGAGGGUGAAGGUGUUGCAGCACGGGUGCUGGAAAGUCUUGGUGCUGAUCCAAACAACAUUCGUACCCAGGUCAUAAGAAUGGUUGGUGAAAGCACAGAAGCUGUUGGCGCUGGAGUUGGUGGCGGAAGCAGUGGCCAGAAGAUGCCUACUCUCGAAGAGUAUGGUACUAAUUUGACUAAGCUGGCAGAAGAGGGUAAACUAGACCCUGUUGUUGGCAGACAAGAUCAAAUCGAGCGUGUAACUCAAAUUUUGGGAAGGAGGACAAAGAACAACCCUUGCCUAAUUGGAGAACCUGGUGUCGGAAAGACUGCUAUUGCUGAGGGGCUUGCACAGCGUAUUUCCAAUGGGGAUGUUCCAGAAACAAUUGAAGGAAAGAAGGUUAUUACUCUUGACAUGGGGCUCCUUGUUGCUGGUACCAAGUACCGUGGAGAGUUUGAAGAAAGACUGAAGAAACUUAUGGAGGAAAUCAAACAAAAUGAUGACAUUAUUCUCUUUAUUGACGAAGUGCAUACGUUAAUUGGAGCAGGUGCAGCUGAAGGUGCAAUUGAUGCAGCUAACAUCUUAAAACCAGCUCUUGCGAGAGGUGAACUGCAGUGCAUUGGUGCGACAACACUGGAUGAGUACAGGAAACAUAUUGAGAAAGAUCCAGCUUUAGAGCGUAGGUUUCAACCAGUUAAGGUUCCAGAGCCAACUGUUGAUGAAACAAUACAAAUCUUGAGAGGACUUCGGGAGAGAUAUGAGCUGCAUCAUAAGCUGCGAUACACAGAUGAUUCUUUAAUUGCUGCAGCACAAUUGUCAUACCAGUACAUCAGCGAUCGCUUCCUGCCUGACAAGGCCAUUGACUUGAUUGAUGAGGCAGGAUCUCGUGUUAGGCUCAGACAUGCACAGCUCCCUGAUGAAGCCAAGGAGCUGGACAAAGAGCUUCGACAGGUGACCAAAGACAAGAACGAGGCUGUCCGUGGCCAAGACUUUGAGAAGGCUGGGGAAUUAAGAGAUCGGGAAAUGGAGCUGAAGGCCCAAAUUACAGCCAUUAUUGACAAGAGCAAGGAAAUGGUUAAAGCAGAGACUGAAUCCGGUGAAGUUGGUCCUCUUGUCACUGAGGCAGAUAUUCAACAUAUCGUGUCCUCUUGGACUGGAAUACCUGUGGAGAAAGUCUCAUCUGAUGAGUCUGACCGUCUCCUUAAGAUGGAGGAGACACUCCAUACACGUAUCAUUGGUCAGGAUGAGGCGGUCAAAGCUAUUAGCCGUGCUAUCCGCCGUGCUCGUGUUGGCCUCAAGAACCCGAAUCGGCCCAUUGCUAGCUUCAUCUUCUCUGGACCGACUGGUGUUGGUAAAUCAGAAUUAGCAAAGGCUCUUGCAGCCUACUACUUUGGCUCAGAGGAGGCCAUGAUCAGACUAGACAUGAGUGAGUUCAUGGAGAGACAUACAGUCUCCAAGCUCAUUGGGUCACCUCCAGGUUAUGUUGGUUACACUGAGGGAGGUCAACUGACCGAAGCAGUUCGCCGUCGUCCAUACACAGUCGUGCUCUUUGAUGAGAUUGAGAAAGCACAUCCUGAUGUCUUCAACAUGAUGCUUCAGAUAUUAGAAGAUGGAAGACUAACUGACAGCAAGGGACGGACAGUUGAUUUCAAGAACACACUGUUGAUCAUGACAUCAAAUGUUGGAAGCAGCGUCAUUGAGAAGGGAGGACGGAAGAUUGGAUUUGACCUUGACUAUGAUGAGAAAGACACCAGUUACAACAGGAUCAAGAGCUUGGUGACUGAAGAGUUGAAGCAGUACUUCCGUCCUGAGUUCUUGAACAGAUUGGAUGAGAUGAUCGUGUUCCGGCAGCUUACAAAGUUGGAGGUUAAGGAGAUUGCUGAUAUUAUGCUCAAAGAAGUGUUUGACAGACUCAAGGCAAAGGACAUCGACCUCCAGGUGACAGAGAAGUUCCGGGAUAGAGUUGUCGAUGAAGGUUACAACCCGAGCUAUGGUGCCAGGCCUUUGCGGCGUGCUAUUAUGAGGCUUUUGGAGGACAGCUUGGCAGAAAAGAUGUUGGCUGGCGAGGUCAAGGAAGGUGACUCUGCUAUUGUUGAUGUGGAUUCAGAGGGUAAGGUGAUCGUUCUGAAUGGUGGGAGUGGGGUUCCGGAACCACUGGAGCCUGCUCUGAGUGCCUAAUUGAAGGACAACAUCGUCGGUCUGGAAUCCAGCCUUUUCUUACCUCUCAGUUGGCCUCUCAUCAUGGUAAAAUUAGAUGGCAUAAAUUCCCCUUCAUUUAGGUGUUCACUUUCCUCUUCUUAUUUUUCCAACAGAGGCUGUAGGAAUAUUAUGGAAAUGAAUCAACACAGAUGCAUUUAGCAAACAAACUGUAUGCUAGAUCAUGAGUUGCUCUAUUUUUAAAAGGAUGCCAGAAGCUUUACUCCUUCAAGUGCGUGUAUUCCUUUUGGUAGCAGUAAGAUGACGCUGCACUGUUGUACUUGUACAUUACUCCACACCUGAUGGCUUCCAAUACUUUACACAUGGCUGUAACUUAUUGAAGUGUAGGUGAAUGCUAGGCAUCCUGGCCAUCCAGCAGCUUCUAAUAUAUAAUGAUGAUCUGAAAUAAGAGCGAUGCUAGUUUGGUUUG
Molecule: messenger RNA, 3381 nt
Organism: Oryza brachyantha (malo sina)
Lineage: Eukaryota; Viridiplantae; Streptophyta; Magnoliopsida; Poales; Poaceae
Product: chaperone protein ClpC1, chloroplastic
Exons: 10
Coding region: 177-2933 (918 amino acids)
Biological process (GO): cellular response to heat
Cellular component (GO): cytoplasm
Molecular function (GO): protein binding; ATP hydrolysis activity; ATP binding
Source: RefSeq, a predicted model, not a curated record